Molecule: messenger RNA, 1683 nt
Organism: Labeo rohita (rohu)
Lineage: Eukaryota; Metazoa; Chordata; Actinopteri; Cypriniformes; Cyprinidae
Product: E3 ubiquitin-protein ligase TRIM35
Exons: 7
Coding region: 194-1567 (457 amino acids)
Molecular function (GO): protein binding; zinc ion binding
Source: RefSeq, a predicted model, not a curated record
AACAUUAGACACUUUCACGUUUUUAACAGGAUCAUCAUUCAUAAAACUAUCAAAACUGUAACGUUAUGGAAUAAAAUGUGACUCAUGAAGAGGUAAUAAUGACUGUCAAUCUUUGAGGUGUUGAUUGACUCAUCUACGUUUUGAUCAUCACUCUGAAUCCAAACAGCAGAUUGCUGGAGCUCAAACAGUGAAAAUGGCUUCGCUAUCUGAAGAUGAUUUUUCUUGUCCCGUGUGUCGUGACGUCUUCAAGGAUCCUGUUGUUUUAUCAUGCAGUCACAGUGUCUGUAAAGAGUGUCUUCAACAGUUCUGGAGAAUCAAGGAAACUCAGGAGUGUCCUGUCUGCAGGAGUAGGUCCUCAGAACAUCGCCCUACAUGUAAUCUCGUGUUAAAAAACUUGUGUGAGUCGUUCCUGAAGCAAAUAAAGGAGAGGCGUUUAUCAGGAUCUGAGGAGAUCUGCAGUUUACACAGUGAGGAACUCAAACUCUUCUGUCUGGAGGACAAACAGCCGCUGUGUUUAGUGUGUAGAGAUUCAGAACAACACGACAAUCACAAAUUCAGACCCAUCAGUGAAGCGGUUUCAUCAUAUAAGGAGGAACUCAAUACAGCAUUGAACUCAUUACAGGAAAAACUAAAACACAAAGAAGAAAUGAAAGGAAAGUUUGAGAGAACAGUUCAACACAUCAAGUCUCAAGCUGAGCACACAGAGCGUCAGAUUAAACAGCAGUUUGAGAGGCUUCAUCAGUUUCUCAGAAAUGAAGAAAAAGCUACAAUCACUGCACUGAAGGAGGAAGAGGAGCAGAAGAAGCAGAUGAUGGAGGAGAAGCUGGAGGAGAUCAACAGACACAUCUCAGCUCUUUCACACACAAUCAAAGACACGGAGGAGAUGAUGAAAGCCAGUGAUGUCUGCUUUCUAAAGGAGUUUCCAGUCUCAAUGGAAAGAGUCCAGAUCUCACAGCCGGAUCCACAGACGCCUUCUGGAGCUUUGAUUCAUGUGCCACGUUACUUGGGCAACCUGCCGUUCAGAGUUUGGAAGAAGAUGCAAGACAUCGUCAAGAACACUCCUGUGAUUCUGGAUCCAAACACUGCAAGUCCAUAUCUCACCGUGUCUGAUGAUCUGACCAGUGUGAGAUACAGCGGCUGUCGAUAUGUUCCUGAUAAUCCAGAGAGAUUUGACAUGUGCCUCUGUGUUCUGGGUUCAGAGGGUUUUAACUCAGGAACACACUGCUGGGAUGUGGAGGUUAAACAGAGUAUAUACUGGAGUCUUGGAGUAACUACAGCAUCAAACCAGAGGAAGAAGUUUGAUCCCUUUAAGGAUUGUGUCUGGGGUUUGGAGUAUGAUGAUGAAGAUGAACUGUCUGAAUCAUUUGGUUUUCUUGUUAAACAGAAGCUUGAUCGUGUGAGAGUGAAUCUGGACUAUGACGGAGGAACAGUGUCAUUCUCUGAUCCUUUAACUAACACACAUCUACACACAUUCACAACCACCUUCACUCACACACUCUUUCCAUACUUCUGGUGUUAUAAUGAUUAUUCUUCCACUCUUAGGAUCUUAGCAGUCAAUAGUCAGUAAUCAUUUCUCCUGUAAAUCUGAAUCUUCCUGCUUUUAUCUUUCAUCGUAUUUCAAUAUUUAAUCCAGAUCACACAAGAGACUGUUGAUCUGAAUAUCAGGCUUUAAUUACAUUAUUA